Molecule: messenger RNA, 210 nt
Organism: Anisakis simplex (herring worm)
Lineage: Eukaryota; Metazoa; Nematoda; Chromadorea; Rhabditida; Anisakidae
Source: the annotation of a GenBank genome assembly
AUGGAUCGUCGAGUGCAGUUAGCUCCGCGUCAGGAGUUGAUUCAACAGUUUCUGCGAGUGCCCAACGAUAAGAUCAGCGGUGGUGGCGGUGCUAGUUCGGGACGAACCAGUCCUUCGGUGGCCGGUAGCAUGCAGUCGGAUCCAGAGUCGUGUUUCGAGGAUGCGCGAUACGCCGACGAUGAAUCCGACGACGAAAUGAUGAGUGAGUGA